Molecule: messenger RNA, 1087 nt
Organism: Mugil cephalus (flathead mullet)
Lineage: Eukaryota; Metazoa; Chordata; Actinopteri; Mugiliformes; Mugilidae
Gene: tspan13a
Product: tetraspanin 13a
Exons: 6
Coding region: 82-894 (270 amino acids)
Cellular component (GO): membrane
Source: RefSeq, a predicted model, not a curated record
ACGAGCAAACAUCCUCCUGCUGUGUUCUCUCACUGACUCAUCCGCCGCUUCUUCUCUGGGACCUGGAACAUUUUUAUCUGCAUGAGGACCAACGCGGAGGCAGCUGACCAAUCAGCGCGCAGGAUCUCUCCAGGAAACGCUGCCGGGUUUCCACCUGCGCGCACACACAGACACACACACAAACAGGUAGACAGGUGGAUCCAGUCAGUCAGUCAGUCAGUCAGUCAGAGCCGGAGGACUACACAGAUCUUCUUCCUGAGCGGACGGACAGCAGAGAUGGUUUGCGGAGGAUUCGUUUGCACCAAGAACUCGCUUUGCGCGCUCAACAUCCUUUAUGUGCUGGUCAGCCUGCUGCUGGUGGGGGUGGCGGCCUGGGGGAAAUGGUUCGGCCUGGUCUCCAGCAUCAGGGUGGUGGCGGGGGUCAUCAGCGUGGGCAUCUUCCUCUUCCUGGUUGCGUUCGUGGGCCUGUGCGGCGCCCUGAAGCACCACCAGGUCCUGCUCUUCUUCUACAUGAUGAUCCUCUUCGUGGUGUUCGUGCUGCAGUUCGCUGUGUCCUGUGCUUGUCUGUCCCUCAACGCCGACCAACAGAAACAUCUGCUGGAGGUCGGAUGGAACAAAUCUGAGGCCACUCAGGUCGACUUGGAGAAAACCCUGAACUGCUGCAGCUUCUCUAACGUGGACUACAACGCCACGUGUCCGGCCGUGUGCUUCCAUAAAACUCCUCAGACCUGCUCCACCUGCUCCAGCAUCAUCCUGGAAUACGCCGAGCAGGUGCUGCACUUUGUGGGCGGCAUCGGCCUCUUCUUCAGCUUCACAGAGAUCCUCGGAGUCUGGCUCACCCACAGAUACAGAAACCUGAAAGACCCUCGAUCAAACCCUGGAGCCUUCCUAUAACCCCCCCACCCUCACCCUCCCACCCCCCCAAAUAAGACCGGAUCACUGCAGAUUAAUCCUGCGCCUUCUUUCAUAUUUAUCUGUGUACUUGUACGAUUUCCAGAGAGACUCUAACGUUGGAUGAACUCGUUCACGAAUCAAAUCCUAAUCAAGUAAUUAUUCCUCAUGAAUUAAACUUUUUGUCAAUAAGCCA